Messenger RNA from Gymnodraco acuticeps, 3128 nucleotides. It is a transcript of the gene wdr75, whose product is annotated as WD repeat domain 75. The record is from RefSeq and is a predicted model, not a curated record. Gene Ontology annotation, biological process: positive regulation of transcription by RNA polymerase I; positive regulation of rRNA processing. Gene Ontology annotation, cellular component: nucleolus. The transcript has 21 exons. Gene Ontology annotation, molecular function: RNA binding; protein binding. Lineage: Eukaryota; Metazoa; Chordata; Actinopteri; Perciformes; Bathydraconidae. The coding region runs from base 93 to 2567 and encodes 824 amino acids.
CGUGCAGCAGGGAGCAGUGCAGCACUCACACACAGUGUCGCGACCAGGUCGCAGUGACGCGUUCAGAGGUGAAAGUUGAAUUCAAUGAAAACAUGGUUGGACACGGGGAUAUCCGCGUGGUUCAUCGAGGUGGCUCUAAAAUUAACUCCAGGCAGCCUGUCAUAACCCAGGACUCAAGGUUCCUGCUGUGCGCCUCAGGAGAGUGUGUGAAGGUGUUCAGCACCUCCACUGAAGAGUGUGUCCACGACCUGCGGGGACACACCGACGCAGUGACCGGUGUACUGCUCAAACCCUCCAACCACCUACAGGCGUACUCUUGCUCAGCAGAUGGCACUGUCAGACUUUGGGACUUCACAGAGGGCAUCCACAUCAAGACUUACGUCAUUGGAUACCCGGUCUACUCCAUCUAUGCAUCUGCACACCAUGGAGGAGUUAUCUUCGUCGUUACCCCCAUGCUAAAUGACAAAAGAUCUGAGGUGUUCCAGCUGGUUGCAGUGCAUCUUCCUCAAAGCGGAGAUCAGCUGGUGGAGGCCCUAGAGCUUUCUGCUGUGAUCAGCGACGUCAGCUCCAACCCAGCAGCCAAUUGCUUUGGCAAAGGGGGGGAAUUUAUUGCUUCAGCUAAAGGUUUGCAUCUGGAGGUCUUCUUCUUCAAGAAGCAGAAGUCAUACAGGUUUUCCCUCAAAGAAGACAACAAGAAGGGAGGCAAGAACACAUUCAUGUGCGUUGCCUGUCACCAGAAAGAGGACUGCAUUGCCACCGGGCAUGAGGACGGCAAGAUUCGCUUGUGGAGGAACUUCAACCACAAGAAGGAGUACACGUACUCCACCCUGCACUGGCACCACAGUGCUGUCAGCUCACUGUGCUUCACACCAGAAGGCACUAACCUACUGAGUGGAGGCUUGGAGUCAGUGCUCGUCCAGUGGCGGUACAACCAAGAGAGUCAGCGGGAUUUCCUGCCCCGCUUGGGUUCUGCCAUCACACACAUCGCAGUCUCACCGGAUGGAGCACUGUUCUGUACCUCACACAGUGACAAUAAGAUUACGAUCAUCCAGAGUAGUGUUAAAGUGUCGGCUGUCAUCCAGGGCCUGGUCAAAGGAGAAAGUGUCAGGACAGACUUGAUGGUGGACCCUCGCAGCAAAUCCCUGGUGCUGAACGGGAAACCAGGCCAACUGCAGUUCUACUCCCUCCAGAGAGACAAACUGCUGUACAACCUGGAUAUAGUGCAGCAGGAGUACAUCCAUGAGUCGGGCCUGGAGCAGUUUGAGGUGGUCAAGGCAGCUUUUGAUGCCUCUGGCAGCUGGAUGGCAACAGUAGAAGAAAGAAAUCAGAAAGCCGCUGAGCUGGAGCUUAACUUGAAACUGUGGGCAUUUGAUGAACAAACACAGAGUUUUGUUCUGAACACGACUAUCUCGACCCCCCACGAGGCCCGGAUUACAGACAUGUGCUUUUGCCACGCUGCCGACAGCCAGACCACCAUGCUGGUCUCCACCAGCAAGGACGGACACUUCAAAGCCUGGCAGCUGAGUGCAGCGGCCCACACAGAGGAUGAAGGUCCUUCCUGGUCGUGUGAUUUUGUCGGAGCCUAUCACAGCCUGGUGCCUGAGCGCUGCUGUUUCUCAGCCGAUGGCUCGCUGCUGGCAGUCAGCUUUCAGGAGGUGGUGACGGUGUGGAGCCCGGCUUCCUGGGAGCUCCUCACCACUCUGUCUCAGCCUCCUCAAGCUAUCAGGGAUCUUUGUUUUGGGCGCCUAAGCUGUUCUAAGUAUCUGCUGGGAACCACGGCCAGCAAGCUGCUCUGCUGCUGGAACCUGCUCACCUGCUCAUUGGAGUGGAGCACCACGAUGGACGUCAGUCUGCUGCUGGCUGACCCCCUCACUGAGAACAUGGCCGCCUUCUGCUUUCAGGCUGGAGGCACCGACUUGUUUGUGUUUAAGCCCAGCGAGCCUCGGCCCUUGUUUUCCCACAAGGCCGUGUGCUCAGGGAAGGUGACUCGUGCCAUCUUCUCCCCGCGGGAGGAGAUGCUGGAGAGCUGUGAGGAGAGCAGCCAGUGGCUCAACCGCUCCCAGCUCCACUUCCUCACUCAGUACAUGGACCUCAUGACAUUUACCACCAAGGCGGAGGAAGAUCGCUUGCUGGCCUCCAGUCGACAGCUUGUGGUGGAUGACAGUGUUGCCAUGACGCCCUUCUACCUGUUGCUGGGGAAACAUCGCCAACAGGAGACUGAAGACGCAGUGAGCAGCAGCCUGUCCUCUGACACUGUGCCUCAGAGCUCUGCUGCCAUCAAACAGCUGCUGCAGACCCCGGCUCACGUCAUGCCCUCCACCUCUUACCUCUGCUCCAUGUUUGUGCAGUCUCUGCUCAUCUCCGUCACAGACACCAGGGAGGAAAAUAAACAUGCAGAGGAGAAAAUGGAUAGCGAGAGAGAGGAAGAGGAUUCAGAGGAGGAAAUGGAACCCAGCAACCCGCGACCACAACAGGCCUCAGAGGCCUGUUCUCUGACCAAAGCCCAGCUCAGGGAGCUGAGGAGGGUCAGGAAACAGGACCACAGCUGGAGUGCAGGCUUCCUGUAAUGAACACGAGCCUGCACAGAGACACUCACACAGACACGCUGCCUGUAGAAAGUUGUAUUGUUACUCCAUUAAAUCAGAAUGCAUCUCCCCUGGUAGGGAACAAAACCGAAAUAUCUGAUUGCAUAAGUAUUCACUCGUUUAGAAGCAUUAACAGGUUCUGUUCAACAGGUUUUUGGUUUCAUAUUUGUAUUAAGAAAACAUUAGUUUAACAAAAUGAAUCACAGUCAAUAACUAGGUAAUAACACAAAUACAAUAAUGUGAGAUGGAAAAGAGGAUCAUGUGUGAACAGCAGUUUCUCCAAUGAACUGUGGACUCUGCCUCUCAGAAUGUUGACAGCGGUGCAGCUUUGACUGUUGGACUGUCGCUGUAAAGGGUUGAAUACUUAUGUAAUUAUUUAUUUAUAACUUUUUUUUUCUACUUUCACUGGGAUGUUUUUUGUUGUGGGUUUUGUAAACAUAUCAUGUCCACUGUGAUUCUUUGACAAAAUCAGAGAAAGGGCAAGGUAAUGACUUUCUAUUAGCACGGUUUGUAUAAAUGUAAUAAAAAGAUGCAUUCAUAAAG